CGCGGUUCGUGUGCGUCAUUUCCGCCGCCGUGGCGCUGACUCGCCUUUGCGGCGUUGGCGGCGGGAGAGACGAUGAAGCUCCUGCUUCUUGCCGUGUUUGCCCUGGUGUCUGUGGCUCACUGCGAGGAUGGUGCCAGGCUGCUGGCCUCCAAAUCCCUGUUAAACAGAUAUGCAGUGGAGGGCAAGGACUUGACUUUGCAGUACAACAUCUACAAUGUUGGCUCCAGUGCUGCCCUAGAUGUGGAGCUGUCGGAUGAUUCCUUCCCCCCAGAAGAUUUUGGCAUCGUCUCUGGCAUGCUCAACGUCAAGUGGGACAGAAUUGCUCCGUAUCUUUUCAUGUUUUGAAAUUUCUCCCAACUCUCUUCCUUGCUCCUG
Molecule: messenger RNA, 375 nt
Organism: Onychostruthus taczanowskii (white-rumped snowfinch)
Lineage: Eukaryota; Metazoa; Chordata; Aves; Passeriformes; Passeridae
Product: translocon-associated protein subunit beta-like
Exons: 3
Coding region: 73-345 (90 amino acids)
Cellular component (GO): endoplasmic reticulum
Source: RefSeq, a predicted model, not a curated record